AUGUCUGGUGACGCUGAUGGCGGGAAGCGCCAGCGCGUCGACGGUCCGGCUGCCGCAGGUGAGCUGAGGGAGAUGGAGAGGAUGGGGUGAAGCAUGGUAUGAACAGAUCAUGUGCUGUGUGUUGUCAGAUCAUGGGAUGAGUGGGAUGUCAUCGCACCAGCAGAUGGAUGCCGCCCAUGACGCAUCGGUGGGCGGUCUGUCCCAUACACCUUGGACAGCCCUCUGUGCGCCACCAUAACUCUGUCUUCUCUGUCUGUGUGCAGGCGGCCGGCGACAGUCUCAGUUUUGAGGAGCUGCAGCGGCGCUUCUCAGUACUGCUGGCACAAGUGACACAGGUGAGGACGCGAUGACGAUACACAUCCACACACACAGCUCGGCCUUGUGUUGGUCAGGUGGAGUGUGAUGUGACGACCAUUGAAGGCUCGUUCGUCGCCAAUGUCGAAGCCCAGGUCAGAGCCUUCAUCCCAUCACCACCGCCGCCAUAACUGGUUCCUCUCUGUCUGUGUCGAUGGCCUCAGGUGCCCUCUGUUGCUCCUCACUGGUCCACCCUCAAGAGCAGCAUCUCGGCCGCCUCUGACGCCCUCACCGCCAUCACACAAGGCAUGGCGGCCCCUCACUCACCCCAGGCCCCUCCCUCACACCCCCACCCCUCCCUACCAGCCGCCCAUGCCCCCACUCAGACCACAAACAAUACAGCUGCAGACGGCCUGCCGCCUGAUGUCUGCCGCGACGUGGUCUACCCGAUGCUGUCGGUGGAUGAGGCCGUCUGCUCGGCCCGCCGCAUCAGUUGGGCACACGGCAGACAACUCGUCAAUGAGGCCUUCAUUCAGAGCCGCGUCGACAAGCACCUCACGGACAACAACCUCACCGGCCUCAUCGACAUGCAGCGCCCGACACUUCAGUACUACACCAAGUGCGCAUAUGCACUCGAGUACGGCGGGGCGGUGUGGUGUGAGUGGCCCGACUUCAUCCGGCUGGCUGACAUCUACAAGCUGACGCCGUCGACUGGUUUGCUGCCUUUGAUCAUGUCGCCCCAGUGGAUGGCGCAGCACUUCCGCAGCAAGAGGGACUUCCACUCGAUGCCCGCGGCCCUCCGCCAGUACAGCACAUUCGGCCACCUCCUCAACUACCGGGGGACCAGCCUGGCGCUCACAAAGGUGGAUGAGGCCGGUGAUAGCAAUGAGGGCAAGAAAGAGGCCAAGAAGGAGGGGGAGGGUGGGGUGACGCGGCAGCGGUAUCGCAUCGGAGACGGUGGCGUCACCCUCCAUGAGUUCGAGACGGUGCCGCUGUCCGCCCUCCCUCCCGACAGCCCCGUCCGUGACACAUAUGAUCCCCACAACCCGCCCAUCCGCCUCGGUCUCCCCCUCUCCCCUUCGUUCACGGCCUUCAUGAAAAGGAUGGUCUUGGACAUGUGGCGUGACCAAGAGAGGGUGGGUCAGAAGCAGGUGUUCCGGGUGGGAGGGGGCGGUGGUCAUGAGGGCUAUCGGUCGCUGCUGACCUGUCCCAUCGACGGCCACACCACCAUCAACUUUCAUCUUCACCGCCGAGGAGGGGGAUCGUCGGCGACGGCGACACAUCAUCCUCAAGGGCAUGAGGGAGGGCGACACCAUCUCCGCCCAACUGUACCUGCACAGUGGUCACAUCCAGCUCUACACGACCGAGGUGGAGCUCGAGGGCCACACGCGGCUGUCUGACCAGUUCCCCAUCGCGAUGUCCCUGGUCCGCCCCCUGCUGACCAAACACGGACUCGCCCACAUCAUACCCAUCAUGCCGCAGUAGAGAAGACCACACAGGUGAGCCAAGGGGAGGACAACAGGCAGGCAGUGCCACAGAUGGUGGUCUGUGUAUCUUGUGUGUGUGUCUGCGUGUCUGUGUGUGUGAUGGUGUGCAGGUUGACUUGUUCCGAGUAUUGGCUGAGAGUCUCAAGUAG
This is a messenger RNA of Vitrella brassicaformis, 1930 nucleotides long. Lineage: Eukaryota; Vitrellaceae. The record is from the annotation of a GenBank genome assembly.